Xyrichtys novacula (pearly razorfish) is the source of this 7156-nucleotide messenger RNA. The record is from the annotation of a GenBank genome assembly. NCBI's taxonomy places the organism in Eukaryota, Metazoa, Chordata, Actinopteri, Labriformes, Labridae.
AUGAAGUCUUUGGUUCUGGUGGCUUUGUGUCUGCUGAUGUCUCCUCAGGAGACACUGAGUGCAUGGUCCAGCUGUAAGCCAGUGACCUCCAGUUUCUGUCAAGGUCUGGGGUACACCACCUCCGCCUAUCCCACUGGAGUUUCGGGCUACAACCUGCAGCAGAUCGGUCAGAUGGUGGAGACGUCUUGUUCGCAGCACGUUGCCACGCUCCUGUGUCGCGUCGCCGUGCCUGAGUGUGACUCUGACAACGACAACUCGAAGAAACCGUGCAGGUCGCUCUGUGAUCGAGUCAAGAGGGACUGUGAGGCGGCCUUCAGAACCAAGAGGCUGACCUGGCCUUCAAAGCUGCGAUGUGAGUCCUUACCGGAGAGUAACUGUAUCCAGGUACGUCUGAAGAAACAUCGACUGUCGUUUCUUUAGUUUUUCUUCGAUCGUAUUAAAGAAAAACAAUCACAGACUCUUUAAGAGUCGUUUCAACCCUGGACUUCAGUAGGACCCCAUGAUUUAGUUAAAAAAAAAGAUCACGGUAUACUUCGCCAUUUUGUCCGAUCUUGAUUUAUCGUCACGAUUUUAUUUUUUUAACUGCCUGUUUUAAAGCAUCUGAACUAAAAACUAAAGAAACUAGAGAUCAGUUCAACAUUUUAUUAACAUUUAAAGUAAAUAAAGAAAAUUAAAUAAGAUAAACUUAGAAAAAUAAAACCAUUUAAACUGAACAGAACAACAAACGUGGAUAAAAACUCAAUAAUCCAGUGAACUAGUUUACAGUUCUGAGUGUUUCGGACCCCUCAGAGAAAAUGAAGACGCCUUAAAAUCUAAACAUUGAUGAUGUUAAUGUAGCUGAUCAGAUUGAUUGAUUGAUUUUUGCUUUGGUCUGGUCGCUGCACCGCUAGUUGUAGCUAAACUGCUAAUGCUGCAUGUGCCGUCGACAGUUUCAGGCUGUACAGACUCCGCCCACAUUUUCAGACUCCGCCCACAUUUUCAUACUUUCCCCAAAAAUCACUCGGGAAGAACUUCUUCAAAUAAUUGAACAGAUCUGUUGUGUUGCCGAUCUUUGAGGCACUGACCGCCGACAUACCUUACACAUCGGCUUAAUUACUCUACGUCACUUCGGAGAUACCUGAACCAUCGCCACACGACCGACGAUCAGUAACUUUUCUUCUCAACAAUGGCGUCUUUGAAGGAUGACCCAGAGGCUACAUUCACUCUGCAGGUUCUGAUGCAAAAUUCCGAUUUUUUGUUAAAUCCGAAAAGAAAAACAAACUGGAUAAAAAGGGUUUGCUGACCUACAAACACUUAAUACCACCUCCACUUCGGGCUGGGCCACCCCAGUCAAAGAAGUCUGGACACGCCCCUGUUGUUGUUUUUUCUUUCUGCGUGUGUUGUUGAGGUAGUAGUCUUGUUAAUCUGACACCAUUAAACGCUGGUCCUCAUCAUCCAGGGUCAGGAAAGCCGUGCUGCUCCUGCGGCCUUCCCGCCGGUCCUUCCCGGAGUGGCUCCAGCAGCGACCACUCCGAGGUGCGAGCCAAUCAGCAUCUCUCUCUGCCAAGACCUGGACUACCACGACACCAUCAUGCCCAACCUUUUGGGUCACACCAGACAGGAAGAUGCCGGUUUGGAAGUCCAUCAGUAUUCCCCUCUGGUCAGGGUGGAGUGCUCCCCCCAGCUGAAGCCCUUCCUGUGCUCCGUCUACGUACCUGAGUGUGAGGAGGGGAAACCUCGAGCCCCCUGCAGGACGCUCUGUGAGCAGGCCCGAGCCGGCUGUGAGUCCCUGAUGAGGAACUUUGGAUUCCAGUGGCCUGAAGCUCUCAGGUGUGAAGGUUUCACCACCGACACCUGCGUCCGGGUAAGUCACGUCUGUAACCUGCUGGAUAAACAGGAUCACAUCUGAUCUGGUCACAUCAGCAGAACCAGCACCACCAGUCCUCGGUUCUCCUUCAGUUUAAUUAGACAGACUUAAAGUAGGGGAGACCGGGGCUUGUUGUCACACUUUUUACACUCUUCUAUAUUUCUUUGAAUCAGUCCAUCACAUAUAAACUAAAAUGUGAAUCAGAUGAAAGAGCAAAGUCUCAGGUAAAUAACCAAUCAAACAGAGAUUGUGAUCAUGUGACAUGCUGCGCCACCAUCAGGUAAGUUGUCUCACUACAUGGCUAAGAUGUCACAGUGGAUUUUACAGCUGAUAAAACAAAAUUAUUGUUUCUCAUUUUUUUACCUGAAAGUGAAAAUUAAAGUCAGACACAGAAAAUGUUUAAAUGAGUUAAAGAAAAAGUCAUUAAACAAACAUUAACAUUAAAUAUUAUCAUCAUACUCUGGAGUUUGGAGGUCUGUCUGACUCUGUUUUCCAGCUGGGGUGAAUGUUUUACAGUACCAACAGGCCGGGCGGCAUGGGUGGGCAUUGGGGGGCCGUGGGGGGCCACCCAAACUACCAUGUUUGUUAAUUAAAGCUCUAGAUUAAAGUUAGAUUAAAACAGAACAAUGACUGAGGUCUGACAGGAUGAUCUCUCCUCUAACAGGUCCACAUGUUUCACUGCUAAGACUUUUAUCUGAAAGAAGAUUAUUUUAAAAUUUAAAAAGUUAAACAUUUUUUACUUUGUGUAAAAAAGUUCAUUGUCGUUCAUCUCAGCUCAGUGUUCUCUUCUCUUCUCAGACAGGACACCAACCCUGACCACGGAAAGGAAGAAAUCUAGUAUUCCACUUUUUUAUUGCGCCCUCUGGUGGCAAAGAUAAUUGCGACGUGACUUACCCAUGUGACAACCAGCCCCGGUCUCCCCUCGUUGUUGAGGAAACUUCAGCGAUUUUUUCAUUUUUCACUCGUUUCUUUCCGUGUCCCCGCAGAAACCAGCCUUCGCUGUGCCGACAGUUCCUCCUGGAAAAUGUCAGAAGAUCACCGUCCCUCUCUGCCAAGGCUUACAGUACACCGAGACCUUCCUCCCAAACCUUCUCGGCCACGCCACUCAGAAGGAGGCGAACAUGAUGGCUUCAUCCUUUGUGCCGCUCGUGCAGGUGGAGUGCUCGCCCCACCUGAGGCCUUUCAUUUGCUCCGUCGUCACUCCUGAGUGCGUGUCAGGAAGACCGAAACCUCCCUGCAGGACCCUCUGUGAGCAGGCUCGCAUCGGCUGUGGGACUCUCAUGAGCGGGUUUGGGUUCCAGUGGCCUGAAGCCCUCAGAUGUGAGAAAUUUACCACCGAGUCCUGUGAACAUGUGAGUCUGUACGGUUCAAACAUGAAGACAGUAAACAAACUAAAAACAGGGUUGGAGUUCUCACCACGUCUUCACUUCACUCACAGCAAACAUUCAAGCUUUGCAGCAGAAUCCACAGAAGAAGUCAGUCAGCAGAGUUUUACACACAAGUGUGUAUAAAGUAAGGCUGCACGAUAUUGGAAAAAAAUAAUAUUGCGAUUUUUUCAACCCUGCGAUAUAUAUUGCGAUAUUAAAAAUACAGUAUUUUCACCAGAUGACCUGAAUAGCACUUAAUGUUAUGCUGCACUGCUGAAAUCUUGAGGACAGUUACCCUGCACUGAUCUUACCUCUUUUUGUGAAUGUUAGUAGAACGGCUUCUGUCUGUCUCAGAGAUAUUUUUAGCUUUUAUUGUGCUGGGACGUUAUUGUGGCAACAGAUGAACACAGAAGACGUGUUUUGGUCGACAUCAUCCUUCUUUUAACCGAAAUAAUUCCAGAUAACUGACUUUCCUUUUCUUUUUGGCAACAAAUCUUCAUUUUCGGUGGUUUUCGCUUGUUCGUUGUUCAUUUUGCGAUCGUUGUUGUUAUUGUUAGCGGUGUUGUGCUGAGAAACGCAUGUCCUCCGAGAAUUGCAUGCAUCUCGCAAAACGCGCACUGCUUAUAGUAGAGUGGUCCACGGAAAUGUACAAUUUAAAACCCAUACAGUUCUUAUUUGUUGGGCUUAAUAGUCAUGAGUAAAGUUCCGAUAGUAAUUCUCAGCGGACACACGUCUCCCUCCAUGUGCAGAACAUGUGCAGGGGUGGGUUUCCUCCUCUCUGAUUUUAAUUGACAGCUGGCAGGGUAGUCUGAUUGGCAACUGAGAAGUGAGUCUGAUUGGUAACUGAGUUAAGGACGAAUGUGAUUGGUGGAUCGCUGCACAGCACAUGCAGAGUCACAUGGAGUGUAUCUCAGUCGGUUACCCUUGAAAUUAAAUGAGUUCAUUCACCUCCAGUAUCGCAGGCUCUGAUGUGACUAUCGCACACACGUACAUCGCGAUGACGUUAGUCAAACGAUAUAUCGUGCAGGCCUAGUAUAAAGUGUGUACGUGUGUUUGGUUCCAGUACGGAGUCAGCAGCAGCGGGGGGAUCUGCGAGCCCAUCACCAUCCCCAUGUGUCAGGGCCUGUCCUACAACCUCACCAUCACUCCAAACCUCCUGGGACACGUGAGUCAGAGAGACGCGGUGGUGAGGAUGUCCUUCUUCAACUCCUUUGUCCAGACCAUGUGCUCGGUGGACAUCCGCCUCUUCGUGUGCACCGUCUACGCCCCCAAGUGUGUGGCGGGGGAAGUGCAGAAGCCCUGCAGGUCCUUCUGUCAGAGAGCCAAACAAAGCUGCGAGGGCUUGAUGAGGAGUUUCGGCAUUUCCUGGCCUCAGGAGCUGCAGUGUAACGCGUUCCCUGAUGAGAUGUGUAUAUCGGUGAGACAUGGACUCUUUUUAAUCACUAAAGACGUGUCGUACCUGAAAACGAGGAACCUCACCUUUUCUUCUGUCUCUUUUUUCCACAGGAGGACGGUCGACCUGAUGUACGUCAGCUAAGUUUUCUCAGAAAUGUGAAGUUUACUCUUUAACCCCUUCAGUGUGUCCACUCUCUGCUGCUCAGAGCUGCACUGUGCACUCUCAUCCUGACGCUGCUGAAGCUGGAGGGAGGGGAAAGGGGUUGAUGUGUUUGUUCAUGGUGGAGCUUGAGUGUAUUAAAGGUGUUGUAGUUCAGGAUCUGAGGAGGUUCCAGUUUUUAGGAGAAAUCUUGAAUGUAAACUCUACCCCUCCAACCAGUUUUCCCCUCAGCUCCUCCUCUCCUCUGAAGCCCCGCCCACAAACAGACGCUCCUGCUCGCUCGUAUCGUUCCAGUUAAAUUCAGAUAUAAUGCAGAUAAACACUUCAGAUCAUUACAAAUGGGGCCCAGUCAAGGUGAAAGUCAAAAGCAUUGGUGCUACUGUAGAUGCCAACAGACUACCAGCAAACACAAUGUUUGCAGGACUUCUACAACGAGGAUAAAGUGACAUAGUCCAGGACCCGAGGGAGGACAGUUUAGCGAUGGCGCUACAACACGCUACAGCAGGUCCGUUUGACAAGAAACACUUCUGUUACAGACACUUGUCUUACUUUGUUAAAGCGGUUUACCUGUCCAGCAGAAAGGUUACAGGGUCACCAAGAUCCCCAAGCGUCCCCCAUGGUUUAUGUUGACCCGGCGCCUUAGCUCUUGUCCGGUCUACCUCCGUUUUAAGCGCCCGUUAUUCCUCCAGAGUCUCCGGUAUUUACUUUGUUUUCUCGCUUGUGUCGGCAGUCGUGGCCAAAGGAGGAUUCAGACAAUUUUCCGAACUUUCUGGUUGGUUUCUACUGUCCGAUAUUGUAGCACGCUAACUUUGUUUGGGCUCCUGAACGACACGGGGGAGCAGCGUCUGCCUCACAACCAAUCAGGUUAGAGGAGGUGGAGAACGGCUUUGUUUACAGUCAGAAAGAGCGGACCGCUCAAAAAUGUUCAAAUGUUGACGACACAGACAUAAGAGAACACAGAGAUAUCGAUAUAUUAACAAAUGUCAUCAAUAACUAAUAACUAUUGACUGAUAUUAGAAGGUUUUUGUUUAUAAAACACAAACAAAGAUGCUUCUUUAACAGAUUCCUGCCUCCUCCACCUCUAACCUUGUUGGUUUGUCAUGCUUCAUUUGUGCAGAUGGAUCAUAUUCAUUCUGUCGAUCCAUACUUAGAUAUCCAUGUUUGUGAUCUCUGGAUUCUUCUCCAGGAACUGAACAUGUCUGUGUUUCCGACAGAUGCUGACCCCUGAAGAUGUCGUCAUCAAGCUGAACGCUGGCGGCUAUUCUGUUCGUGGAAAAUGUAAGUUUUUGUCUUCCAGUUUUCUUUGAAACUGAUGAAGUUGUUUUGUUUUCUCUGAGACUUUUUAAAAACUCUAAAACUCUUUUCCGAUGGAAGCUUUGACUCUCAGGACAGCUCGCCUCCUGGUGGCUCUCGCGGACGUAUCCUUUGUCCAGAAGCUUGGUUACAAAACCGUCAGGAUUACAGCCUUUGUGGAUCUGCAGCCUCUCAGGUUCUGGUCUCAUUAUGACCCCCUUUUAAGCUCUUUAACCAGCACUUUCAGGCUGACAAGAGUGAAGACCUGGAUGCGGUGGAGGUCUUCAAAAUGGAGCAUUACGUAGCUGUAGCUAGAAGGGAGUACGUGGAGAACUACGAGAAGAGGACCCCUCCCGCCGUCACCCAGUCCCAGUUCAAAAAGGCUCUGACUGACCGCGGUAACACAACCUCACCUUCACACAACAUCUACACAAAAACAACACCUGUACUGUGUUUCAUGUUGUGUUGUCUCCAUCACAGAGUUACACAUAGACGAUGCAACCUUCAGAACUCUGUGGCGUGACCAUCGAACCGGAAACGGAAUCGAAUAUGACGACUAUGUGGCGGCCCUCACAAAACUGCACAUCCUCAGAGGUGACCGAAGCUAAAUUCAACGCCGCACACUGGAGGGCUGGAGCCAUAAUUUUGUGGUUUACUUGAAUAUUUGCACUUUCUGGUUCUUUAUAUUCCACUCUGAGUAAUAAACGACAAAUCCAACGAUUUCUGUUUCAGAUCGUUUCCAGACACAACUCCUCAACCUGCCCUGUGACUGCGAGGUCGCCAGCUUCUCUUUCAGACAGGUGAGUUUAAGAUUCACAGUAAACAACACAAAGUAAGUCUUUACUGAUCUUUAUUAAGACGAUAAUCAUUUUAAAAUACAGUGAAAUUUAUGAGUUUAUUAAACAGAAAUCAUAAUGCUUUAUUGAGUAAAAUAAGUGACAAUUUUAAAUCAGCUAAAACACAAACUGAAGACAGUAAGAGAGUCACAUUAUGACUAUGGGAGUAUAUUUUCAAAUCAAGUCAUAUAAAAAUUAAACUCACUCUGUCUUUACUUUGUUUUUCUCUUUUCAGUACAUGAGAUCAGCCAUAUUCUGA